Messenger RNA from Colletotrichum godetiae, 978 nucleotides. RefSeq lists its product as uncharacterized. The transcript is spliced from 2 exons. Bases 1 to 978 code for a protein of 325 amino acids. Lineage: Eukaryota; Fungi; Ascomycota; Sordariomycetes; Glomerellales; Glomerellaceae. The record is from RefSeq and is a predicted model, not a curated record.
AUGGAGGAUGAAGAAGCCAAAAAGGUCCAGAGUGCGAUCAAUACCAUUCUAAAAGCAGCGCAUGCAACACAUCGGCUUUCUGAGAAGAUGCCCGAUAGCCCAUUCGAAAUGGAUGCUUCCCAGUCGACCAGAGACGACAUAGACAAGACCGAGUCAAAUAGCGAAUUUGCGUGGAAAAUUGCUACCAAGCUCCACGCCAAGAACUUCAUAAGGCUGGUGUCUAGGAAACCGCCCAUCCUGCAUACAAUUUACCGUUUGCUUAAUAAGUUGCAAAUGGGUGACUGGGGGUAUCGUGUCAAUAUUGCAGAGAUGCAGCGCAUGCACCUCCGAGCUCUGCAAGUUGGCCUUGUGGACAAGGCAGUUAAGAUGCAAGUCCGAGGUGGUAAAACGGAAGCCGAAGCGAUUGAAAAGGAUGGAAGACUCUUAGCAGGCCUGCUAAGGGAAUACACCCAAGCUGUACAAGACUAUGAGUACAUGACGAAAGUCUCCCAACAGGCAUUCGAUUUCUUCAUCGCGUCGAGUGAACGAUACCAAGACAGCUACGUUCUCGACCAGGUGAUGCUGAAGAACGGAGUAGGUGCUAGAAACUUCGCCGAUCCGCCGCGCAUGACGUACGAGUCCAUGAAGCUUCAUGCUCUGCCCACUGGUCCUUGGGGCAAUGAAGAGAACCCAGAGCCUCUUGGCGGAACGAGGAACGCAUCGGCCAAGGCAGUGCUCCGUCGCAAUUUCUGGUGGAAGAUCAUGGGCGCAGUGGUUGGAGGGGCUUUCCUUGUCGGUCCUAUGUGGCUGCUAGUACUGCAGCGAGACUUGUAUCUCAACCUCGGAGUUGCUACGGCGUUCACAUUUGCUUUUGGGUUCCUCAUUGUUGGCUGUGUUGAUCAGCUGGACCAAGUCUUCGCAUCCACUCUUGCAUAUGCUGCGGUUCUCAUGGUGUUCGUCGGAGUCAUGUUUGACAAGCAAUUCCCAGAGGGUGUGUAG